GUUGUUUGAUUAAUUCAAUAGACAUUUGUCUAUUUAACAUGAACAUAUUGAGUUUAGGUUUUUAAAUCAUUAUCAGUUGUUGGUUUAACAUAAAAUAACAAAAAAUUUAAUGAACUAGAUUUGCAUUCUUCAGUUCAAUUAAAUGUAAUUAUUUUAAAUCAACAACUCUAAAACCGAUGCCUAGUGCGCAUGCUCAAACUUCCCAGAAGUGAAGAGGCGGGAACGCGGAGAAAGUUAUAUGUGUUUAGUGAACUGCCGUUUCCCUCUGCGGAUUCUUCCACAAUACAGUAACAUCACAAAGAAAGCUGCCCCCUUUUUCUGAUUGUUUGUGCCUCCUCUUUAAUACAUGUGACUUUUAUGUGGCAGUGCAAGCGUUGUUCCAUCAGGGAGAGUAGUAGGUACAAAUUAUUGACAAUGAGUUUUGAGGCCAAGCAUAGUUUUUUUAAACAGGUUGCUCGCCACACCAACUGUUUUAAAAACAUACCUCUCACACUUGCCAGAAAACACCAGCUUGUCAUUGCUCACCAUUUGCAUAUGUCUGAUGAGAAAAAACAGUUGGUGGUAACUAAUGUUUCAUCAGUGCCUAUUGAUGUGCUCCAAAGUGACAUUGCAGCUGCUUUUAACCAAAGGCUUCCAGAUGAAACUGAUGUUCACAUUGCGAAGAAUGUGUCAUACAAUGGUAUGAACUACAGCAAAGGAAUGAUUGUUAUCCAUGGACAGUCAUUUGGUCUGCCUGAGUUUGCUGAAAUUUUGCAGCUCUGUGUUUUGGAAGGGAAGUUGCAUUUUUUUUGUGAGAAAGAUAUCUGCUUGGUAUAGGGAGCACUUUAGAGCUUUUGAACUGAGCACGUCACAUGUGAGGGAGGUGGCUGUCAUUGCACAUGAGGAACUGGUUGAUGAAUAUCCCUUAGCUGCCUACUCUGUUGGAGGACUGCGUCUGGUUACUCUAAAGAGAUCUGUGACUUUUCUUGGAAAACAAAAUUAAUACUUAUCUUCAAAAUGACGUCACCCCUAAGACUGCAGAUAAUCCUGGGUGAAGAUGAUGCCAGGAAGUUGAUUCUUCCUACAGGGACACCGGUCUCAAUUGAAGAUUUGUGCCACACAGUAAAGACAAGUUUUGGAUUGCAGCAAGAUAUUCGACUUCAAUAUCAAGAUGAGGACUUUGGAAAUGAGUUCAUGAAUAUGUCAGAUGUCUCAGAAGUAAAGGACAAAGGCACCCUUAAGGUGAUAUUUUUGCAAAGCCCACAGGAGGAAAAUGUAAGAACUUCUCAAAGCCAAGCAACAGAGUCUGUAUCCAUCUCCUCUGCUGACACAGAUGAUACAGAGCCCAUUUCAUCUUCAGGUUCUUCACCAUCCUCAAGGCACUGGGUUUGGCCAAGUGUCUUCACUGUACCACAAUUUAGCUAUGAGGCAGAAUUUGAACUCGAGAAGGCCAGCACUGCCUGCGCCAAUGGGGGAACUCUAUUGAACCCUUCACCAAAACUGAAAUCCCAAAUUCUGGAACGACUGGCUGAAGAAAUAUACAAAUUCAAAGCCUACCCAACAGACAGUGAUCUGACUGAUGUUGCAGAAGCUCUUGUGAAAAAGCAUCCUUGCCUUAGAGAGCAGGGGUCUUUCAAUGGCUGUUAUGGGUGGAAGAUUAGCCUAAAAUAUAAAAUGGCUAACCUCCGCACCAAACUGAGAGGCCUUGGAUGUACAGAGGUGACCAUAAACUCCAUCAAAAACAAGUCUGGUGACAACCGUCAGGCAGCCUUCAAUGUGAAGAAACCCAAAAGAGCUGAAGUUAACUAUUGUCCACAGCAUCCAAAAGGACAGACAUCAGAAAGUCUGGAACAGGAAAGAGUUGCAAUUCUUUCUGAGUUGACUAAAAGAAAUUAUGACUCUGUUGUGAAUGGAGAAGACUUUCUCAUACAGAAGGCAAGAAGUUCUUCAGGGUCAGCCGAUGGUUGCAGACUUCAAAAGCAGAUGGCCAGCUCUGUUCACUGCGAGAGAGAUUGACAAGGAGUUUUUGCGAAUCACCACAAAGCCUCUGCAAUCCACUUUCUUUGCCGAGCUUGACCAAUACGCGCCACGCUUAAUGGAAAUCUUUCUGAGCAAAGGAGGGACACCUGGAAAGAAAAUAAGAGGCCUCAUGCUUGCCAUCUCCAAGCAUGACAACAUCCAUACCAGACGAGCAUGCAUCUUGAAGUCCUUAUGCAUCUACCUAAACGAAGACUAUGAGAAGUUAAUAAAGGAGUACUUGGAUACGGACAGCGAGGCAAAAAGCUGCAUGGAGCAAACUGUGAUGGGGGUGUACGUUAUCCAGAAGGAGGGUGCUGAACCUGAAGAUGACCCAGAGGACAUUGGUGUCCUGAUUGAGGGUGUGGAGGCUCUCACUGAUUUGGGUAACAUUGCACAAGCAUGUGCUCUGUUGUUUGGACUCAUAUACUGUUUGAACCUGAGCUACCCACCAGAACUUAAAUGCACCUUUGAAGUCCUCCAGAAGAUACUUUUAAAUCUUGAUGGACAAAAGCUCUCUUCAAAGGCACAGUUUCUGAAAAACAAGCUUAUGGGGUGAGAGCACCUGAAAAUGACUGAUAGGUCUUGAAUGGUUCAUUGGUGCAAUGGUGAUUUCCAAUAUAUAAUGUUAACAUUUGAGUUUAUAUAUUCUUUCAUUUAAAAAAUGUUUUUUUUUUUUUUUUUUUAAGUUUUUGGAUUCUCUCUGUUGGGCAAUUCACCUUUUAUACAGCACUGCAGAUGAUUUUUGUUUGUCUUUAUAUAGAUGGCUCAAAAUGGAUCAGAAGUACUAUUCUGUUAAUUAUUUUUCAUUUAAUUUCAAGUUUGUAGUAUAGGUACUAAUUCACAUAUACCAUAAUGCUGUCAUGUGUUGAAUGAAGAUAUCAUUGAAGUGCUUUAGUGCCCCCCUCUUUUUUUUUUCCCCUUUAAAGAACAAAGUCAACAUUUUACAGAAACUUCAUUGAGGGGUUUUCCCCAAGCAAUGUUCAUUGUUGUUUUUAGCUGCACUGUUACUAUGUUGUGUUUAUGUGUCAAGGGCCUGUAAAGUUUAAGACCACUGCCACCUGUUAAGUUCACUGUAUUAUUUUAAUGUGUCCAUUUUGCUUGCUAGCAUGUUUUAAAACACAGCAAAACUAUAUUGCUAGCUGUGGAGGACCGCAACCAAAAUUAAAAAAUAAAUACGGAAAUAUAAAAA
This is a messenger RNA of Oreochromis niloticus (Nile tilapia), 3187 nucleotides long. RefSeq lists its product as uncharacterized. Bases 1889 to 2554 code for a protein of 221 amino acids. The transcript is spliced from 7 exons. The record is from RefSeq and is a predicted model, not a curated record. NCBI's taxonomy places the organism in Eukaryota, Metazoa, Chordata, Actinopteri, Cichliformes, Cichlidae.